AUGUCAAUCACAUCGUUCGACAACAAGCCCGGAAGAGGCGGGUUCUUGACCUUCAAUUCCUCUCCUCUACGCCUCUUUCUCACAAGCACUCUCCCUGCUCCAGAGAAGGCUCUCCUAGCCUGGCGCGAAGAAGGAUACGAUGCGCAAUUCCUGCCCUACGAGCCCCUCAAGCAGCGCCAGAAUGAGUAUAUCCAUGCUAUCCGGACGCUCUCCGAGUCCUGUAGGUUGGGCGAACACUACGCCAUCAUCGCGUAUGGCGACGCCGCCAGCAUUGUGCUCAAGACAGCGCAGAAGCCACUAGCAAAAUGCUGUGCCAUUAUAGCCUUCUACCCGGCGCAAUUGCCGAGCCCAAAGACCAUGUAUCCACAGUCACACCAAUUGCAGGUUCACGUUGCGGCUUUGAGCCAAUCUAGCCCUCGACCAGACAUGUGCGAGUGGAAGCUUUACCGGUACGAAAAAAGUGCUGCGGGAUUCAUGGACCCUUCGUCGCAAGCGUACUCGGAAGUAGACGCCAAUCUAGCUUGGACACGAUCGCUGGCGGGUAUCCGCAAAGGAUUCGGCACGAAUGUCGAUCUCGAGCCUAUUGCCAAUGCGCAUUGGAUGGCGCGGUUUGAAGACGAUGACCCUGAUCGAGCGAGCAUGGCUGUGAUCAAGAACAUGACGCAGGAUAGUCCUCAUGUCACCAUUCUGCCGACAAUGGAGGGUGGAAUCGGAAGAAGAAAGCUUGCGGAGUUUUAUGGAGAGUUUUUCGUUCCAAGUUUGGUUCCGGACUUUGACAUACGACUGAUUUCGCGGACCAUGGGCGUCAAUCGCAUUGUGGACGAGAUGGUUGUAUCGUUUACGCACUCAGAUGAGAUCGAUUGGAUUUUGCCUGGUGUACCGCCGACAAACAAGCAUGUGGAGAUUGCCAUGGUCAGCAUAGUGGCUGUCAGAGGAGACAAGCUUGUUUCCGAGCACAUGUAUUGGGACCAAGCUUCGGUUCUUGUGCAGAUUGGACUGUUGGAUCCCAAAGCGGUACCAAAGAAACCGAAGAACGACGGGCUCAAGACACUACCCGUUACCGGAGCAGAGGCGGCGAGACAAUUGGUAGAGCCACAGCAGAGGCGAUACAACAAACUGUUGCAGAUGCAUGGUCUGAUGGAUGGGUUGAACGGAAAUUGAUGCUCUUUUUGUAUUGUUUACAGCGCGGUGUUUUGGAGUACAGCGUAGUGAGAGCACAUCGAAUAUGGGUCGCCUCGCCAGGUUCUGUCGACCACCAAAAUGUCAAUGGGAAAUG
Exserohilum turcica Et28A is the source of this 1276-nucleotide messenger RNA. RefSeq lists its product as uncharacterized. The coding region runs from base 1 to 1161 and encodes 386 amino acids. NCBI's taxonomy places the organism in Eukaryota, Fungi, Ascomycota, Dothideomycetes, Pleosporales, Pleosporaceae. The transcript has a single exon. Gene Ontology annotation, biological process: polyketide metabolic process. The record is from RefSeq and is a predicted model, not a curated record.